Messenger RNA from Pyrenophora tritici-repentis Pt-1C-BFP, 1413 nucleotides. RefSeq names its product Fringe domain containing protein. Gene Ontology annotation, molecular function: N-acetylgalactosaminide beta-1,3-galactosyltransferase activity. The record is from RefSeq and is a predicted model, not a curated record. Gene Ontology annotation, cellular component: membrane. Lineage: Eukaryota; Fungi; Ascomycota; Dothideomycetes; Pleosporales; Pleosporaceae.
AUGCUGAAAACGCUAGCUGGCCGGUUGGCACGACGGCCAUGGCGAUUUGUCUUUCCUGGUCUGCUCUUGUUCUUUUUCGCAUAUACACUUUCGCACCGAAAAGCACCACACGCACAGGCGCCCGUACAUAAAGCGAAGACCAAGUCGUUUUUCCCCCCUCUAGAAACAAAGGCUGCCAAUUCCAUCGAACUCGACUACUGCCAGAACUUCCCCGUGAAGCUGCUCCAGGAGGUGCAGGUGGUACUUAAGGUGGCCUCUGAUGGCGCAUCCGAGACGAAAGCACACCUCAGCACCGUAUCGAGCUGCAUCACCAACCUGAUCAUCGUAGGCGACCGCGAAGAGCGUCUAGGGGACCGACAGGUGAUUGAUAUCCUGGCCGAGCUGCCCAAGAGCUACGCCAAGGACAGUCCUGAUUUCCAGGCCUACCUGGACCAGAAGAAGGCACACGAAGGCGGCGAGACGGUAAAGGAACAGCAGCGGUCGUUCAAGCUCGACCGGUUCAAGUACCUGCCCAUGGUGGACAAGGCAUACAUGUCAAACCCGACGGCCAAGUGGUUCGUCUUUAUCGAGUCAGAUGUUUACAUCUUCUGGGAUACACUGUUCCGCCUGCUCAGCCUGCUCGACCCUGCACAACCACAUUACAUAGGCGAGGCGCACAAGGGGUCCGAAGGCCGCCACUUUGCCUAUGGCGGUGCAGGCAUCAUCAUCUCCCAGGGGCUGAUCAAGCAGCUCAUCCCCGCCAAGAGCCCCGGUUCCACUGAGAUCCCACGUGAAAACCGUCUCAGCGUCAGGUUCGAGAGUUGGGUCAAGGAAGACCAGCGCGGCGACGCUGUCCUCGCCUACGCCAUUCAAAACACAACUGGACACAAGCUCGAGGCCAUGUAUCCUACCUUUGCAAGCGACAAGCUCAAAGAUGUCACCACCACACGCGACAAGUGGUGCGUCCCGAUGCUUACGUUGCACCAAAUCAAGCCCCAGCAGAUGGAAGACCUAUGGAAGUGGGAGCGCACACGGCCAUACAACACCAAACCCUUCACAUACUCUUCCUUCCUCUCCUACACGCAUGGCUUCCUUGCUCAGGGCCCCUCCCGCGAAUGGUGGGACAAUCUCUCCACAGCCCCCGUGCCCAAUGACCGUCCCGCUCAUCGCAACGCUGGCUCAUGUGGCUCCGAAUGCGCUGCCGACUCCAAUUGUCUGCAAUGGUCAUACUCGCAGACUGUGUGUCGUCACGCCGAUUACAUCAAGCUCGGAGAUGCCGUCGACCGCGAGAACGGCGGACAAGGCGAGUUUGUCAGCGGCUGGGACACUGGAAAGCUCCGUAGCAUGGGCUUCGGCGUUGAAGGAGAAAACGGACAAAGAGAGUUCUACGAAGGCUGCAUCGAGGCUACCUGGCUGAUACCGCAGGCGGCGUAG